This is a messenger RNA of Colletotrichum lupini, 702 nucleotides long. RefSeq lists its product as uncharacterized. Bases 1 to 702 code for a protein of 233 amino acids. The transcript has 7 exons. The record is from RefSeq and is a predicted model, not a curated record. NCBI's taxonomy places the organism in Eukaryota, Fungi, Ascomycota, Sordariomycetes, Glomerellales, Glomerellaceae.
AUGAGUUCCCGACCGCCUUAUGCAAAAUUCCCUGACCCACCUCGAACCAGGCUCCUCCAAUCGAUCCGAAUCCCGCCAAUUGACCCAACCGCCGCCCGUCCGCACCUCCUUCGCGCAGCCCCAGCCACGAUGUCGAGCAAGUACGCAUUCACAAAGGCCCUCAAGGAGCGCCGCGACCCGGUACGUUUCCUCGACUUCCCUACACACGCUCAGCGCAUGUACACCCCAACCUCGAAACCUCCCAACGACGACGACGACACCAACCGCUCGCAUCACCUCGAUCCCCCGCUAACCCCUCAUCGCAAUAGCAACUUCGUCGCAAGAGCCUACCCCACGAUGAAGAAGAACAACCCCCAGACUCCCAUCCUCAUCCGCGAGGCCGCCGGCACACUACCCAAGAUCUACGCGAGAUACGAAUUCGGCGUCGAAAAGAGCCAGUCGCUGGAAGGCCUGUCGGACAAGCAGAUCGAGGACACAGUUACGACCCUGACCAAAACAAGGACCUUUUGUACCAUCACCAUGUUGUUGAGAAUGACGAGCCGAAAGUUGCGCCAUGGUAACAGUUCGGGGUUAUCUGUGUUUGCAAAGUACCAUUUCUACGACGAUCCCAUAUGCGGUCUGCUGGAUAGUGUCCACAACCCCCGGGAUGUUCACUGUGCCCUUGAUCAGACGAGGCUCUGGGAGAAGACGAGUUCACUUUAG